Pelobates cultripes (western spadefoot toad) is the source of this 445-nucleotide messenger RNA. The record is from the annotation of a GenBank genome assembly. Lineage: Eukaryota; Metazoa; Chordata; Amphibia; Anura; Pelobatidae.
GUAUACUCACUACUCUGUAGUGGACAUCUUGAGCUCGGUGUUCAAGAAACCUUUUGGUGAGUUCAAGAUAGCCACAAUGCUGGGUCAUACAUUACAUCAAGUGGACCCAGGCAUCCAGGACUGGGUGCAGAGAUUCGAGGCCAGAUUUAAUGAGCUGUGCCAAGAUUUCUGGAUUCGAGUAGCCUGCAACUCCCAUGCUACCACUUUACCUGACGGGACCCACCAACGAGUGGAGAGGCCUACCACUGCAGCUUCGGUCCCACAAGAUCAACAGCAAGGCAACACCAAGCUGAGACCCACUGGGCAAGACCCUGAUGUAAUGCUGACAGUGGGGAAGCGGAGGUCCGGUGCUGCUGUGUUCCAUCACCUACCUUGGCCACGAUCCAUCAUGGGACACUCCCUGACCCACCGCUCACACCUCACAGAAGGCUCCUACUCACCAUAA